AUGCCCCGCUCACGGCAACCCGCUCGGUUCUCGAGCGAAGCUCCUUCCGAGUCGUCAUCCUCGUCAUCCCCGGACCGGAACGCUGAUGACGACACCGAUUUCUUCACAGCCCAGGCAAAUGAUUCGCAAUCGUCCGUUGGCGGCAUCGCAACCUCCCGCGACGUACACGCACAAAAUGGGCAGUACGUGCUCCCGCCGAUCGGCCGUCUUCCCCCGGAAAUCCUGAUCGCCAUAUUUGCAAAGCUCAGCUCGCCGGCCGACAUGUUGAGCUGCAUGUUGAGCAUUACGACGACAGUUGGGAAAGAAGACAGCUUCUUCUCAUACUCCGAUCUGAUCAAGAGAUUGAAUCUUUCUGCCCUGAUGGCGGAAGUCAGCGACGGCACUCUUGUACCCUUCGCACAAUGUAACCGGAUCGAGCGGUUGACUUUGACCAACUGCUCGAAACUGACAGACAAGGGAGUGUCGGAUCUAGUGGAAGGCAAUCGGCAUUUGCAAGCCCUAGAUGUCUCGGAUCUGCGUUCCCUUACGGAUCACACUUUAUACACUGUGGCCAGGAACAGUCCUCGGCUCCAGGGGCUCAACAUCACCAACUGUAUCAAAGUGACAGAUGAUUCGUUAAUUGUCGUAUCGGAGAAUUGUCGACACAUCAAAAGAUUGAAACUCAACGGUGUUAUACAAGUUACGGACAGAGCGAUUACAUCGUUUGCUCGGAACUGUCCGGCUAUCCUGGAGAUCGACCUGCACGACUGCAAGUCUGUCACCAAUCGCUCUAUAACUUCCCUCAUGGCUACCCUUCCCAACCUCCGCGAACUACGGCUCGCGCAUUGCACAGAGAUAGACGAUCUAGCCUUCCUAGAACUCCCAAAGCAACUCUCCAUGGACAGCCUCCGUAUACUUGAUUUGACAGCGUGUGAGCACAUCAGAGACGAUGCUGUAGAGCGCAUAGUUAGCUCGGCUCCUCGCCUACGAAAUCUUGUGCUUGCCAAAUGUAAAUUCAUCACCGACCGUGCAGUGGGGGCUAUAUGCAAGUUGGGAAAGAACCUGCAUUACGUUCACCUGGGCCACUGCUCGAACAUCACCGAUGCGGCUGUGAUCCAGCUUGUGAAGUCCUGCAACCGGAUCAGAUACAUUGAUUUGGCUUGUUGCGUUCGUCUGACGGACCGCAGUGUUCAGGAGUUAGCAACGUUGCCGAAACUGCGGCGGAUCGGUCUGGUCAAGUGCACUUUGAUCACCGAUCGCAGUAUCUCGGCACUAGCGCGGCCAAAGGCCUCGCCCCAUUCAUCCAUCAGUAGCCUGGAGAGAGUCCAUUUAAGCUAUUGUGUUAACUUGACCAUGCCUGGCAUCCACGCUCUACUCAACAAUUGUCCUCGACUCACUCACCUCAGUCUGACCGGGGUGCAGGAGUUCCUACGGGAUGAGCUUACCAAGUUCUGUCGUGAUGCACCUCCGGAAUUUACGCAUCAGCAGCGGCAAGUGUUCUGUGUAUUCAGUGGUGACGGCGUCAAGCAACUCCGCGACCACCUGAACCGAACCGUCCCUCCGGCCCGGGAGAUGAACGAGGCUACCAUGUAUGACGACGACGAAGAAUUAGACGAGGACGAGGGUCAAGUGACUGGCCUGAUGCAUGCGACAGCAAUUAACGACGACGAUGACGACUAUAUUGACAUUGGACAUCCUCAAGUCCUAACGAACGGCUUCCAUCCAUACAAUUCGCGUCGAAAUGAUGCCAUCCACUCUUGGUUACUGAGGCGGAUUAACGAGAUCCUGGACGCCACGCCUUCGGACCAGGAGUACCGAGCUUUGGACGAGGAAAAGCCGGAUGUCUUUGUCUUCGAUGACGUGUACUCGAACCUGACCACUUAUGGGGGUACCCUGAAGGAUGCAGACCUCGGCGUCUAUUUCGAAGGGACCAAUAUCAUCGUUUAUAUCCGUGGGUGGGAAGACGAGACAGAACAUUGGUGGGAAGCACCGAACGGGGUGCCGAUAAGUAGGGGAGGCGUGCUUGUGAACUCGCACUACGAUAGUGUCUCGACCGGUUUCGGGGCCACCGACGAUGGCGUCGGCGUUGUCACUUGCCUUCAGCUCAUUAAGUAUUUCACUACGCCGGGACAUGCUCCGCGGCGAGGUCUUGUGGUGCUGUUUAACAAUGGCGAAGAAGAUUUCCUGAAUGGCGCGCGCGUGUACAGUCAACACCCGAUCUCGAAGUUACCUCAUACUUUCCUUAACCUGGAGGGCGCGGGAGCUGGUGGACGGGCGACUCUGUUCCGGAGCUCUGAUUUCGAGGUCACGGGCCCGUAUAUGCGGUCGCCGCAUCCUUUCGGAUCGGUGCUCAGUGCUAAUGGAUUUGAUAUCGGAUUGAUCGCUAGUCAGACGGACUAUGUGGUUUUUCAAGGCAAUAUGGGCUUGCGUGGCCUAGAUGUUGCCUUCAUGGAGCCCAGAGCGAGGUAUCAUACGAAUCAGGAUGAUACUCGACAUACGAGCAAGGACUCGGUCUGGCAUAUGCUGUCGGCGGCUGUUGCUACGACUGAGGGACUUGUAUCCGACUCGACCGAUCGUUUCGACGGUUCGCCGAGCACUGAUGGGGGCGUUCCCAGUGGAUCUGGCUCCAAGGCUGUCUGGUUUGACCUGUUCGGAAGCACUUUUGUGGUCUUCCAGCUUCACACGCUGUUUGCACUGCUGGUGACACUGCUUAUCGUCGGCCCCCUUACUUUACUCUUUACGAGCAUCGCCCUUACAAAAGCGGACAAGAUGUAUCUGUUCAGGUCAUCGGCGAAGUCUGAAGACCAUUUCGACGUGGUGCCCCUGCAGGGCCUUCGGGGCUUCUUCCGCUUUCCGUUCCUCUUUGGAAUCCCGACCGUCGUCGCGGUGGGCCUGGCGUAUUUGGUUACCAAGGUCAAUCCGUACAUCAUUCAUAGUAGCGCUUAUGCGGUCUGGAGCAUGAUGGCGGCUGCUUGGGUCUUUUUGGCCUGGUUCGUUUCCCGUGUGGCCGACUUUGCUCGCCCGUCGGCCUUCCAUCGUAUCUACACCCUCACCUGGAUGUACAUUCUCUCCUGGGUUUCUGCUGUGAUUGCAACUGUGUAUGCAAACCAAAGGGGUCUGGCCGGUGGGUAUUUCAUCUUCUUUUUCCAUGCUGGUAUCUUCUUAGCCACGUGGAUCUCCUACCUGGAGCUCUUUGCCCUGCCGUCCAAAACCGAGUAUGCGAACCAGCUCAGGCCAGCUUCAGGACGGGUCAGUGGCCACGGGAGCCGCCGGGGUACGACUUCCGGCGAGGACGAUGGAGAGGAGGCGGAAGAGGAACCAACGGAGUCAACGUCCCUGCUGGGCAGUGGGCAGCGGACUACGUUUGCAAAUUAUGUGCGAGUUGGGGGAGAUAAUCAUGCGUUGGCAGACGAGGAGGUGGUCGAUCCCAACGUCUAUGGCCGCGAACAAGCCUGGAGUUCUGCUUUGCCCAAGUGGACGUGGAUCUUGCAGCUUCUUCUCACUGCUCCGAUUACCCUUAUCAUGGUCGGGCCCCUUGCGCUCCUGACGAUCAGUGCCAUCACCCAGACAGGACAGGACGGCGGUUAUCCGCUUUUCGCCUACGUCGCCAUCGCCAUAUUCACGACGAUUCUGCUCACGCCGCUUCUACCCUUCAUCCACCGGUAUACCUACCACAUCCCCUUGUUCCUGUUGGCGGUCUUCCUGGGUACCCUGAUCUACAAUCUCGUGGCUUUCCCCUUCUCAGAUUCCAGCCGGUUGAAACUUUACUUCGUACAGGAGGUCGACCUCGAUACCGGCGUCAACCGCGCCACCUUUGCCGGGCUUUCUCCGUUCGUGAAAGAUGUCACUCAGGACCUGCCCAGCGCCGCCGGCCAAGACAUAGCCUGUGACUGGCACACUAAGAGGAGGAACCUGCUGUCCUGCUCCUGGGAAGGAAUUGCUCCACAGCCAGUGGAGGGCGACUACCCGAUGAAAGACUGGGUGUCCUUCAAUAUCUCCAAGUCCACCGAUAAGCCGCAAGCUCGGUUCGAGGUGUCUGGUCUGAACACGCGGGCAUGCAGGAUCGUUUUCGACACGCCAGUGAAGAACUUCCACGUUGCCGGAUCUGCAUAUGACCCGCGCUUUCCGUAUGACGCGGCCGGCGUCAACGAGAUCCGACUCUGGAGUCGCACCUGGGAGAACCAAUGGACGGUGGAUGUGGACUUGGACGAGGGUGCUCUGAAAGGCAAUGUCGUCUGUCUGUGGAGCGAUCAUAACCAGCCGGGGGUCAUUCCAGCGUUGGACGAAGCUAUCCAGUUUGCGCCGGUGUGGGCGGCCGUGACUAAAGUGAGCGAUGGGCUUGUGGAGGGCCGUCGUGCGUUUGAGAUCGGUAAUAAUGAUUGA
Messenger RNA from Aspergillus nomiae NRRL 13137, 4362 nucleotides. RefSeq lists its product as uncharacterized. The coding region runs from base 1 to 4362 and encodes 1453 amino acids. Gene Ontology annotation, biological process: proteolysis. The record is from RefSeq and is a predicted model, not a curated record. The transcript is spliced from 5 exons. Lineage: Eukaryota; Fungi; Ascomycota; Eurotiomycetes; Eurotiales; Aspergillaceae. Gene Ontology annotation, molecular function: metalloexopeptidase activity.